CCAACCUUCUCCCUUAGCACUGAUUGAUUCUUCAGUAACUAGCUAGUAGAGGCAUAUUGAUCUCCUAUGCAUCACGUAUGCCAGUUCCACAACAAAGACCGGUCAAAAAGGCCCCCCCCCAUCACCCGUACCUCGCGAGACCCUACCGAAACGUUGGCACAAGGCUGAGACAUCCAGCCUUGCGCAUCAACCAAACAGAAGGCGCCGGGCAAGCCUCAAUAUACCCACGGCCGUAUCCGUCGAUGCCGAGUUGGCCAAGCUCGUGUUCUCAUCUCUCUCACCAACCACCCGGCUCGACUCGCUGUGCAACAAGGACAAUCCCGUAACUUUUCGUGAAACUGCCUUCAGCCGGGGCAAAAUCGGGUGAGAUGGUUGGCUAAUCCACGCGACGGCUGCUUUCACAAGAGAGCACACCAGCUGCGGUACCGCCCUGGCGUUGAUCUGGAACUCUGGAGCUGAAAGAU
Messenger RNA from Mytilinidion resinicola, 464 nucleotides. RefSeq lists its product as uncharacterized. The coding region runs from base 78 to 326 and encodes 82 amino acids. The transcript has a single exon. NCBI's taxonomy places the organism in Eukaryota, Fungi, Ascomycota, Dothideomycetes, Mytilinidiales, Mytilinidiaceae. The record is from RefSeq and is a predicted model, not a curated record.